CAGCUGCUGACUGCUCAUCCCUUGCGCAAGCUCACAGCUCCCAGCCACAAACACCAUGAAGCUGUCCCUGUGUGCCCUGCUGGUCGCCCUGGCCAUUUGCUGCUACCAGGCUGACGCAGCCAUAAUUUGCCCAGCCCUUGCGGGAGAAUUGACUGCAUUUGUUGCCGGCACAGCAGAUGUCUAUAGACUAUACAUUGCUCAAUUUAAUGCCCCUGAGGCUGUUGUGGAGGACAAGAUGCGUCCGAAGGUCUGCCUCGAUGAAUCCGUGCCCGCUGAAGGGAGAGCACUAAUUGGAAAAUUUUUGGGGAAAAUUGUUGCGGCCUGCACAAAGGAAUUAUAACAAGUCUUCUGUCAUCUAUGACUUGCAGUGAUCUAAUGAAUUUCAAGAAAAUGUCAAGGUUUCAACCUCGCUUCUAAUAAAUUACUUGCUCGGCACACGUCUGCUCUCUAUUUUUU
Sorex araneus (European shrew) is the source of this 456-nucleotide messenger RNA. Its product is annotated as secretoglobin family 1D member 1-like. The transcript is spliced from 3 exons. Bases 56 to 340 code for a protein of 94 amino acids. NCBI's taxonomy places the organism in Eukaryota, Metazoa, Chordata, Mammalia, Eulipotyphla, Soricidae. The record is from RefSeq and is a predicted model, not a curated record.